Sungouiella intermedia is the source of this 807-nucleotide messenger RNA. The record is from the annotation of a GenBank genome assembly. NCBI's taxonomy places the organism in Eukaryota, Fungi, Ascomycota, Pichiomycetes, Serinales, Metschnikowiaceae.
AUGCCAUAUCCUAAUCCAUUGAAGAUCGUCACUCAGAAGCUCACAGACAACAUCUUGUUAGCAGCCAGUGGGUUCAAGAGAUUCGACAAGAUCAACUUCGGUGGCCGUAUGGCCUUAUUCCAUUACAAUAACUCAGUAAUUGUGUGGUCUGCCAUGCCAUUUGGAGACGAGGUCCACAAAGCCAUCGAGAAACUCACAGGUCAGUCUUCUAGCCCCGUGGCGUAUCUUAUCAUUCCAGAUACCGAGCACACUAUCGCAGCCAAGCUGUUCAAGGCGAAAUAUCCAGAAUUGAAGAUCAUUUCCGUGGAGCUGGUGGAUUUGGGCCCUGAGACUCCCAUUGACUACGUGGUGACUUCCAAAUACAGCAAGAAACUCAUCGACAAGCAGGUGUUGCAGGAAAUCGGUAUCACUGACCCCACCAUCACUGACCACUUCGAGUUCGUCUACCUUCCUGACCACGCCAACAAGGAACUUGUAAUGUACGAUAAGAACAGCAAGACUCUUUUCGAGGCAGAUUUGCUCUUCAACUUGAGCACUCAACAACCACAAGAGCAGUUCAGUGAAGAGUUGGGAUUCCCCAAAAAUUACUUCCCAUUCUCUGGAUACUCAUUUCUUGCUCGGUACUUGAAUCCCGACUCGAGUAUCGGCAAUAAGAUCUUGAACAAAAUUGCAAACUCAACAGCAUCUGCCGAAGGCUUGCGUAUUAUCUAUGGAUGGGACUUUGACAAGAUAGUUAUGUGCCAUGGCAAUGUCAUCAAGGCUAAUGCGAAGAAUGAAUUCAAGAAGGUUUUCGGCAAGGUUUUGUGA